GCUGGAUCGAGUGUGGGUGCAGCGGCUUCUAUAUUUAGAUCAAGACAAUUCACGUGCAUCCAGUUCUAGCUAAACUACGGCGAAAUCCAUGCUGUAUGCAAAAUCAGCUCAAAUGAACCAGGCGAACAGACAAAACCAGUUGGCUUGGAUGUGAGCUACCCCCCUGCCCUCAGCACUUUAGCCAUCAGGCCUGGCUGGCUGUAAGACAUGGUCAGCUGUGAGACUCUGUGGAUCUGCCUGCUGGCAGUGGCCAGCCUGUUUGCCGGUAUUAACACACUUCCAAUUUCCCCAUCGGAGGUACCUCUCAGACAGGAGCUGAGCAGCGAGGAAGGGAUCCAGACGGGGCCUCAGGUCACUGCCACCAUGCAAGCAAAGGACCUGGAGAACUCCAGGGUUCAGAGUCAGGCAGGGCUGCCAGAGCUGGAUGCUCUGCUCUCAGCCAGGGAUGAGCCAGGAGUGGAGGGGAAUGACAGGGGGGCAGAAACAGCGAAGAAACCCCACAAAAAACAACCGGGUGUCCUGGAAAAUGGCUUCCAAACCAUCAGCAGGGAAGACAUGGCAAAUGCCUCAGAGCCUUCUCUGAGCAGAGCUGCUUCCUCAGAGAAAACCAGAUCAAGACAGACUGCAGCAACGGACAGCAUCCAGCAGUCCACCAGUUUGGUAUCAGAUAUGCGGGAGAGUGAAGCUGCCCCUAUCAACCCCAUUCCCCACCCUCACCUAAUCUCUAGCACCUCCACUGGAAAGAGUAGGGCAGGAGCCAGUCCAGCUCAGUCUGGGUCCCCUGAAGGCCUGGCUGGCCCCAUGGCAACUAUGGCACCCCAGGGUGGGCAUCCAGGCACUGAGCUGGGAGUCACUGCCCUCCCCUGGGCCCUACAGCUGAGUGCAGGAGUAAAGACCAGCAUCCCCAGUUCUACAGGCCCUGAAGCUGGAGUGACCCCCCCUAUACCCACGACUCCAACGAUAGAGACCAGGACUAGGGGAGAAAAUCAAUCUUUUCCGGCCCUUCCCGUUUGGCAAGACGAUGCAACGACACCCACACCCAAAGACAUUCUGUUGAUAUUUAAACCACUGGAUGAUACGCUGUCAGAGGUGGUGGUUACUGCUGCCCCAAGGGGCAACCAACAGGCAUCGCAGCUUUCCAGCAUCACAGUUGAUGCCCAGAACACCCGAAUGGGGCCUGAGUUCAUUGCCACGGUCACUGCUGAUGGAGGCCCCUCCCAAUCAGGGGCAGCCCCUCCUGCUCUGCCCAGUGGGCCCCUCCUGCCAUGGCAGACCUCUGGAACCAAGAUGUCGGAAGCACUCAGUCCUUCCACACUAUCUCUCUUCACUGCACUCCCUCCAGGACCCCUCCAGGACGAUAGAAUCUCAUACUCAAAGGAGCUUGGCUUGAUUGACACUCCAACUGGGACUACUAAAGAAUAUCCCAGUUCCUUAAAAAUCCAGGGACGCAAGACUACAGAACAAACCCCACUGACAACUGUAGUCACGGCAACGAGCAUGUCCCUGCUACACACACCAGGCCUGGAAGAACUGAAGUCUGAAGAGGAGCGUGAUGACGAGGAGAUGCCAAAGGAAGCAGGGAGUGAGGAAGAUGUGACAGAGGACACAGCUGUCGCCCCCAUACACCCCACCUACAGCCACAUCCCCUAUCACUUCCACCCAGGCUCCAUCUGGGUACAGCGCAACCAGGGCCUUGUGCACAGCUGGGUGGAAAAGAUCAGAGACAAGGCAGGUUAUGUGUCUGGAAUGCUGGCGCCCGUCGGAAUUGGCAUCGCCGGGGCACUCUUCAUCCUGGGCGCUCUCUACGGCAUUAAGACGAUGCGUCGCAAAAGGAGAAACGGCUACAAGCGCCAGAGGAGGAAGCACAGGGAGACGAGUAGCAGGCAGGACCGAGCGAUGCUCCUGGCUGACAGCUCAGAAGAUGAGUUCUGACUCGGCAAAAGCGCCUUCACCUCAGGUCCAGCAAGAAGACACACCCCUAACUCGGUUCCGCCAGUUAGUUUCUAUGGCAACGGCUGUGGGAUGACCCGCAUUGCGUGCCCUCUCUUUGGACCCUCAAGCUAGAAUGGAGCGGAGAAACUGAGAAACCCAUUAAGAGCUCUUGUCUCCUUGCCCACACUGCUGUGGAAAACAUCAGGGUUGACAUCCUAGAACAUCAUCAAGCUGAUGUAGCACAUUGCAGGUAACAGUGCUUAAUUAGCAAUUAAUUACCAAUGAGGCAUUUCCACACUCAGGCACCCAGAACUGCAAGCCCAGCUCUCCACAGAAGCGUUCCAGAUGAACGAAUAGGGAAUGCUUUUGAUUAAAUAUGGCAUUAUAAAAUGUGCUCAGUGUUUAUGAAUGUGUGGAUGUGCUUGACAUUCACUGGUAAUAAUGCGCACACGUAAGUAAUCAGAUUUACUGCAUUAGACAGGGGAGCCCCCUCUAGCCAGAAUGUAUAGAGUAGAUUAGAGCAUAGAAUCACACUCAUAAUGAAGUGCUUAUGUGUAAUUGUUGUUUUUAAAGGUUAUGCAUAUUGAGUGGCACAAAAGCAUAUGCCUUUGAUAAUAUCCAAUAGAAGGAUUAAAGUGACUCCUUUUUAUGAUUUCUGUAUGACAAAUUUGUAUGAUUAAUAUUGUAAAUUUACUGAUGCAAUUGGAAACUCGAUAGCAAAGCAUUUUAAUCUUUUGACGGUACAAUCCUUGGUCAAGUAACAACUAAAGUAUACUUUGCCCACUAAAGGUGUAAAAUAUGUUUCAAAUAAACAUAUUUAUUGAUAUUUAUAAUUUAAAAAAUAUUCUUGAUUUUAUUUUUUGGUAUCAUACUGUUUCUUAGUAAAAUUCUUAGUAAUCUAUAGGAGUGGUUUCCAAUUUUAUGUUUGACCCAAGAAUGAUAUUCAUAUGUCUGAAAUUUUGCUCAUGCACUCACCUUCAAAUGCUCUUAUCUUGCCAAGUAGAAGCAUGCAGAGAAUGCCAUCUGAGUAAUUCCUAUGCAUGCAUUAUGUACCAGAGUAAUAACAUAUAGCAUACUUGGAGUGUGAUUCUGCUGUAGCUGUACAGUGAAUGUAUGGCAACAGGCAUCGUGCUGCUCACAGCUGGCAGAUUACUAUGGCCAUUGUUGCAAGAUGAAAGCUAUACUGUAGAGCCAGGCUACACAGUGGAGAGAGCCCUCACAUGGAACUUUUUUCUUCAUGAGUCAUAUUCUGCAUUAGGGUAAAUAUUCACAUUUUCAGCAUUUGGAUGGGAAAUCAUCAUUGAGUGAUUUAUCGAUAUCAAGGAACCCUGCAGAACUGUGCUGUCCCACUGCCUUCUCUUAGUAUUCACUGGCCAUGGAGCACUGGAUGAUAUUAUAUAAAAGUAUUAAUCAUUCAGGUCAAAAUGGCUGACAUCUGCUUUCUUUACGUCUAAGCUCUUUAAAACUCCUGUUGGUUAAAAAGCUGUUAUACUGCAUUACGUUCUCAUAAUGUUGUUAUGACAUUGCAGAAACAUGUUGAAUCCACCUAGUCCCACUCAUGAAUACAAAAACAAGAAAAUAGUCUAAGGUGCUGUCCCACUCAUGAAUACAAAAACAAGAAAGUAGUCUAAGGUGCUUGCUUUGAAUGUCUGUUGCUUUGCAGCACUUCCUGAUAGAUGGAUGCCAGGGGGGCGUGGUCUCUCGGGGCAGGGUCAGCAACAUGAGUGGGAGGUGGAAUGAUUUUACUCUUCUGGUUAUUAUUAUGGGUAAUGCAUUAUUGUGGGUGGUGGAAUGAUCUUACUCUUCUAGUUAUUAUUGUGGGUAAUGCAACCAGUCUAGUGCCAGAAAAUGUAGCUGAAAUUUUGUGAAUACUAAUGUCUUUGCCCAUUCUGUUAAGCUACUGAGCUGCUUUUGUAUCUGUCCAAAUAAUACAAUAAAUGGCCAAAUGUGUAA
Conger conger (European conger) is the source of this 3885-nucleotide messenger RNA. Its product is annotated as armadillo-like helical domain-containing protein 4. The coding region runs from base 208 to 1932 and encodes 574 amino acids. The record is from RefSeq and is a predicted model, not a curated record. Lineage: Eukaryota; Metazoa; Chordata; Actinopteri; Anguilliformes; Congridae. The transcript has 9 exons.